Messenger RNA from Pristis pectinata (smalltooth sawfish), 2890 nucleotides. RefSeq names its product serpin peptidase inhibitor, clade D (heparin cofactor), member 1 (gene serpind1). Gene Ontology annotation, biological process: negative regulation of endopeptidase activity. Gene Ontology annotation, molecular function: serine-type endopeptidase inhibitor activity. The coding region runs from base 104 to 1615 and encodes 503 amino acids. The transcript has 5 exons. NCBI's taxonomy places the organism in Eukaryota, Metazoa, Chordata, Chondrichthyes, Rhinopristiformes, Pristidae. The record is from RefSeq and is a predicted model, not a curated record.
CAGACUUUAAAGUGCAAAGUUUGUGAAAAACAAACAGCUUGCUGAUUCAACAGUACAAGACUGUCGUUCCACAGUGGUGCACGCAGAAACAAACCUCUACAAAAUGAGGCUCCUGUUCUUCCUGCUGGGUGUAUUCCUCGUCCCACUGCCGACAUUUUGUGGAAUUAAGCCUUUAGCUCAACACUUUGAGCCAGAGCCAACAGAUACACCACAAAGCCUGCGAACCAAUGAAAAUCUCCACACCGAAAGUAUCCAACUACAGUUACAUGAGGAUAAUACUUUAACACAAGAGCUUCUCCUAGAUCUCGAGGAAGAUGACUACCUGGAUUUUGAUAAAUUAUUAGCAGAGGAUGAUGAUGAUUACAUCGAUGAAAUUGAUGAGAUAGAAACUUCACCAGAAACAGACACGGAACUUCCACUUUUAGACCCUGCAGCCAAAAGAGCCAAAUUACUCCAGUUAUUCCAUGGCAAGACCAGGAUACAACGCUUGAACAUUGUCAACGCAAACUUUGCUUUUGGUCUUUACAAAAGCAUCAGGAAUGGAGUCGAUCCGCUUGAUAACAUAUUACUAGCCCCUGUUGGCAUCUCAGUCACGCUGGGCAUGGUUUCUCUAGGUGCGAGACACGAAACGCAUCAGCAGCUAUUCCACACCCUUGGCUUUGCAGAUUUUGUAAAUGCAAGUGUAAAAUACGACACGAUGACCGUUCAUAAUCUCUUCCGCAGGCUUACUCAUCGCCUCUUUCGCCAUAACUUUGGUUACACUCUCCAGGGUAUUCAUGGUCUAUUUGUGCGCCAGGACGCCCAGAUUCUGAGCAACUUCACACAAAAUAUGAAAACCUAUUACUUUGCCGAGCCACAGUCAGUCAACUUUUCCAACCCUGCUCUGAUUCGUAAAAUCAACCAACGCAUUCUUAAGCUCACCAAAGGACUGAUUAAAGAAGCUCUAAGAACGAUUGAUCCGCAGACUCUUAUCAUGAUUCUGAACAGCUUGUACUUGAAAGGAACUUGGCGCACCAAAUUUCCAAAUGAAAGGACGUACAGAGGGGUUUUCUGGUUGAAUGAAAAGGAUUCCGUCAGAGUGCCUAUGAUGCAAACCAAGGGAAACUUCCCUGCAACUGUAGACCACAAACUCGAAUGUGACAUUCUCCAGCUGCCAUACGUGGGAAACAUCAGUAUGUUAAUUGUGGUGCCUCGCAAAUUCUCUGGCAUGAAGACCGUUGAAAUGCAGCUGACAUCAGAGGUGGUGAUGACCUGGUUAAAGAGCAUGACCAACAGAACAAUAAAAGUGAUGCUCCCCAGAUUCAACCUGGUAAAGCAGUACGACCUGGUACCAUACUUCAAGGCUUUAGGAUUGUGGCUGCCUUUCGAACAAACGGCAGACUUUACUGGAAUAUCAAGUCAAGAGAAUCUGGGCAUUAACCUGUUCAAACACCAAGGAUCAAUCACAGUGAAUGAAGAAGGAACUACAGCGGCAUCUGUGACAACAGUAGGCUUUAUGCCCCUCUCCUCACAGAAUGAGUUUAAUGUUAAGAGACCUUUCUUAUUCCUUAUAUAUGAGCACCGCACAGAAUGCCUGCUGUAUAUGGGCCGGGUGACAAAUCCACUGAAGCAGUGACGACCAAAAGAUUAAAAUUGAUAAGCUGCCAAUAAACAGGCUAAAAUUGAACAAAAAAAAAAUGAAAAUAAAAUUUUGUAAAGUAACGUAAAAGAACAUAGCACUGUAAACAAAGGACCAUUAUUUCACAGAAGGAGCCGCCAAGCCAAAUUUUAAACAGCAACAUUUUUCUUUCGAGAUUGUGUUUUCAUCCAAUCCAUUCCAGGGUAGUAGCUUGAAUUCUUGCCGCUGCCUAAUAUUGUUUAGUUUAAUACCAAUACUGGAGCUUAAGCCUAUGAUGUGAAUUUAUAAUCCCUCGAAGAGCAGAGAGUACUAGAUUGUUGGAGGUACUGCCCUUGGAACGGCACUAUUCUUUUAAUGGCAUGAUUGAAUGUAACAGAUCCAAAACAUUUAUUGAAGAACAGAUACACAAGAAAUCCUACAUAAACGUCUUCUCUCAGUAUCAAGUUAUCCUUUAUACUGCUGUUUGUAAAAUGUUUACUAGACUGGGCCUCAUAAGUGCAGCCCAAACCCUAUUUAGGGAGGAAGAGAUGUUUCACUUUGGAGUCAGUUUAGGUUUUACGACAGGAUUUGUAUCACAAAUAUAAGACAAAUGCAAAGUUCAAACUACUCUGUAUGGAAGUUAAACUUGAAGCAAAUUCACCCAUUUCUCAGAGGCUUGAAUUGUACUAACCAAAACCCUUUUUAGUGUUGGAAGCUUUCCUCACUAAAACAGGUUUAUUCAAUCAGAAGCGUAUUCAUUACCAUAAGUCAAUAACUGGCAAAAAUUGCAACAAAAAGGUGACUCUUGCUCUUUAGUUGUUUUGCAAGAAUAAACAUUUACAUUCUACCAAAAAUGUGAGCCAUGGACUCUGCAAAUACUUGAACAGGCUAGCAACAUUUAGAGAAUUUAGAAACAUUAUUGCAACAGUGCCAGGUGAAGACAUAAAAGCACAAGCAACAUCCAUUGCUCCAGAUUACAAAUGGAAGACCACGUUUGCAGAAGUUUUCUAUUACGUACUUACUGCUAUAUUAAGUAUUUCUUGAUCUGCUCAGUCUCUGGCAGUGAUACUGUGAUAGUCCUUCAGCAAGGCACCUCAAACCCGGUCUCUCAAGACUACUUCCUAUAAUCAGCCCCCACUGUUAUUACUCCAAAACUAAUGUUUUAUGGUGUACAUCUAAUGCUGGUCUUUCCGUGAGUUAAAGGAAUUGAGAGCAUUUCAUGAAAAAGGUAUGAGUUUUAUAAUGUUUUAAUUUACUCUAAUUUUUGCAGCAAUUAAAACUAAAUAUACUUCA